AUGGUACGUUUUCGCUUUUCUCCAUUUGCCAAUCGUUUACUUCCGGUAUCAGAGACCGCACUACCAGAGGUUGGAUUGUCACAAGGGGUUAGUGUGCCAAGUAAAAUACUUCGAGAAUGUGAUGUAGCCAAUGUAAAGUGGAGUAUCGGUCUAAGCAGUCAAGAGUGUCAACAGGUUGGCUCACUGCAUACAAGUAUUAAGGCUUCUGUUGUUCCUGAAAUAACCGUAGGUGGAGGAGCUACUGGCAGUGGAAUUUCUGGGAAGAAACCACCUCCUGUUCUUGAAUGGAAUCCGCUUGUUCAUACCGAAUGGCAACUAGGCGUAGGAGGACGUCUGUUGCCAAAACUACCGGAAGGAACGAAAGUAGGUAAGCUUGUGAUGGGCAAAUAUGGUCUCUACAAACCAGGAUUGCAUGAAAUAUCCCAGCAAUUCUUUAUUAACACCGAGUUGAAAGGUAUGGCACCCGAAAAUGCGCUACCUUUGUCUGCUCUCCUUAGCAAGAUAGCUAAAAUACUCGCAAUAAUACCACUAAUGUCCGUCCUUCUCAGUAUUCCGACAUUACUUGCACAGAAGCCAGUGGGUAUUUAUGCUGGAUACGUCCCGCCAGGUCGAAAGUAA
Messenger RNA from Brugia malayi, 618 nucleotides. RefSeq lists its product as uncharacterized. The transcript is spliced from 4 exons. The record is from RefSeq and is a predicted model, not a curated record. Bases 1 to 618 code for a protein of 205 amino acids. NCBI's taxonomy places the organism in Eukaryota, Metazoa, Nematoda, Chromadorea, Rhabditida, Onchocercidae.